This is a messenger RNA of Closterium sp. Naga37s-1, 537 nucleotides long. The record is from the annotation of a GenBank genome assembly. Lineage: Eukaryota; Viridiplantae; Streptophyta; Zygnematophyceae; Desmidiales; Closteriaceae.
AUGGUGCCACCUGACGUGUGCAUGGUGCUACCUGACGUGUGCAUGGUGAUACCUGACGUGUGCAUGGUGCUACCUGACGUGUGCAUGGUGCUGCCUGACGUGUGCAUGGUGCUGCCUGACGUGUGCAUGGUGCUGCCUGACGUGUGCACUCCCGCAGCUCUUCUAACAGCACAGGCCACGACGUACUAUGUGGGGGGCGGAAUGAAGCUAAUGAAGCGGCACACUUGGUCGAAGAAGCAAAUGAAUCCGUGGAGCGUGGGCAAUAUGAAAAAGUGGAAAGCUCCGGCUGAAGUCAAAGUUGGGGACGAGUUCGUGUUCAUCUGGAACACCAAGGCGAAUGUGUAUCAGUACAAUGGCGCGGAUGAGGGGGAUUAUGACGAAUGUGCAAAGAAAUCCCAGCGAGGAACCAUGCUCUCCCCAACCUCCCUUUUUGGAAAGUAUACCUACAAGGUGGAAGAAUCAUGUGUAAGCCUCUUCUUUGCAAGCACAGUUGGAUGCAAGAAAGGGAUGAAGUUCAGAACAUUUGUCGCAUGUUAG